AUUCACACCUCUUUUUGUGCAGCACCAGCUCUGGAGCUCAGCUCUGCUUUCCAGUCGCGCCCGUCGAAGCCCUUGGGAGGCCGUCGCAUCCUAGCUCAGGCACCAUGGUGGCCGCCAAGAAGACGAAGAAAGCUCAGGAGUCUAUCAACAACAGGCUGGCCCUGGUCAUGAAGUCCGGCAAGUACACGCUGGGGUACACUACCACGCUCAAGUCGCUGCGCGGUGGCAAGGGCAAGCUCGUGAUCAUUGCCAACAACUGCCCGCCCCUCCGCAAGUCCGAGAUCGAGUACUACGCUAUGCUCUCGAAGACUGGUGUCCACCACUACAGCGGCAACAAUGUGGAUUUGGGGACUGCCUGCGGGAAGUACUUCCGUGUCUGCACGUUGAGCAUUACCGACCCUGGUGACUCGGACAUCAUCCGUUCCAUGCCCACUGAACAGAGUUAGGGAAGAUGUAGUGGGUUGUGGAGGAAACCUGGACAUUAUGAAUGCCUCGUUGCAGUUUACGCUGCGGUAGAGAAGAUCUUGGUGAAAGUGGAGAUGAGACGCAGAUCUCUGAAACCAGGCAGAUGGAAGCGCUAGGGUUAGGGUCAUUGGUGUGUUGAUACGCUCUGAUGGAUGUGAUGGUACCUGGUAUUGUUUUCAACAUUCAGGAAUGUGAGUAAGACCUCUUUUAAAGGAUUCUGCAAUUUCUACUCC
Messenger RNA from Physcomitrium patens, 698 nucleotides. Its product is annotated as large ribosomal subunit protein eL30. NCBI's taxonomy places the organism in Eukaryota, Viridiplantae, Streptophyta, Bryopsida, Funariales, Funariaceae. Gene Ontology annotation, cellular component: cytosolic large ribosomal subunit. The record is from RefSeq and is a predicted model, not a curated record. Gene Ontology annotation, molecular function: structural constituent of ribosome; RNA binding.